AUGCCUAUUAAUUACAACCGUGGUAACGUAAGGAAAAUUGCAUUUCGUUCAAGAGGACGAUCUGCACAAUCGCUAGAUAUUGGCGUACCACCAAGGGUUGACACAGGUGCUAGUGGCGAUGGGCGCUUAUUUUUACAAAUCAGACCUGCUUUUGCAGAUCCACGAGCAGCUUUUGUUCAAAGAUCAAACACACUGUUAUCUAGCAACGAUUACAUACAAAAACAGGAUGAAAAGGAUGAUACAAUCAGCUUACAGGCAGUGGGAGGAGGUAAAGUACAGUUAUCAAGAACCCCUCAAGAGAAAGAUAGAUUACCGGAUAGAAUAACACUGGAUAGACGAGGAUUAUCAUCCAUUCCACAUAUUGUGGGCGAACCGGGGCUUAGGUUAUUGUCGUUGCAACACAAUUUGAUCAAUAGCCUCACGGGGCUGUCGCCUCUUGAUCUGGGAAAAUUAGUAUUUCUCGAUCUGUAUGACAACCAAAUAGACAAAAUCACGUGUUUAGAACGGCUUUUCAGCUUAAGAGUUUUGCUCAUGGGAAAAAAUAGAAUAAGGAGAAUAGAAGGACUUUCAAAUCUUGUAAAACUAGAAGUGUUGGAUUUACAUGGAAAUAGGAUUACCAAAGUUUCUGGUUUAUCCAGUUUGUUUGAACUGAAAGUACUGAAUUUAGCUGGAAAUCAAAUCAAAUACAUUGGCCAAGUCGAUUUGCAAGGACUUGUGUCAUUAAGAGAACUAAAUUUAAAAAGGAACCGCUUAAGAAAAUUACUCGGAUUUCAGAAUACACCUAAAUUGCAAAAACUGUAUCUGGGUAAUAACGAUUUGCAAAGUGUUGAAGACGUAUCAUCUCUAGCCGAAGCUACUUUGCUCAUUGACAUUUCUUUGGACGGCAAUCCUGUAGCUUUAGGUGGUGAUUGUACACCAUUUCUUGUAUCAUAUUUGCCAAAUUUACAAACAUUGACAAACAUGAAUGUGACAGAACAAGUCAGAAGUGCAGCAAUGGCUUGGCGUAGUAAUAAAGAGGCCGCCCACGCAGCUUACUGUGCUCUAGGUGGAACAGCACCACAAGCAGCUCGACGCGACCAAAUUAUACACAAUGCUCGUACAAACUGGGAAUUACUUAGGUCAGAAAACAAAUGCUUUGCUGCAACUAUGAAUGCUGCUAAAACAGACGAUUUCGACAGAGAAUUUGCUUUAGGUGUGACAGCUUCCCCAUUAAGCGGUAACCAUACAAUGGAUUUAGCUGCACUCCCCGAUGUUGUAGUACAAUUACAGCAAGCAGACACAGAAGAUUCAGACUUCAAGAAUAGUAAUAGCGAUACAAAUCUUAUAAUAAAUACGGAAAGCAUGUCAAAAACACCAAUAAAAAAGCUACAAAGAAGUACUACAGCUAAGAAUACAAUAUCUGAGAGACGUGUGAACUUCUCAGAUAGAAGUGCAUCUCAAGAUACUGAUGCUUCAACCUCUACAAAUAGUGACUUGAAACUACCACCAAUUUUAAUACCCAUAAUAUCAUCAUUAGAAAACGUUAAACUAUCAGAAGGCAGUGAGCCAAUAUUAAAAAGAUGGGAAAGUAUAUCUAGCGUAGAACCCAUAGUCGAUUCGUCAUUUAGCUCUCUUCCGUCUUCCACUAGCGAAAGUGAAGACGAACCAAAAAACCGGCAAGUUAGACGCGUUCCAACUGCUUUAAGGAGACGAGAAAAUUUUGGUACAAUGAGAUCGAAAUCUGUAUGUGACCCAGAAAGCCGCAAAGUCAAGGCAAAUUCUAAGAAUUCUGAUAACAGUGAAAACGCGAGCAACAUAUCGAGCAGCACUAAUGUCGGGUCGGUAGCAACAUCGUCUACGUCAGGAAGUGAUCAAAACAGUAAAUGUUUUAGAAGAGAAGGUUCUUUGAAUAGUCGAAACGGUAGUAGAAAUAUAAGAAGCGCUACUAUUACACGAAGGAGCGAAAGGGCUUCUUCGGCUAAUAGAGCUUCUACAGCACGUGCUAAACCCGGUAAAAGCUUGGCAAGUUUAAAAUCCUCUGAACCAGUUCCUAAACAAAUGCCUGCAUCUAAAGAUAGAGAACAAGGCGUAGAUUAUUUGGUUGAACUAAGUGAUGGCACGGUAAGUGCUUGGGGAGCUGGUGCGGUUCGUCGUCUCGCUAGAGACUGGGAAUGGGAAAAAGCGCGAACAGUCUCGCGAGCAGCUUUCCAUUACGUUCACUUCAACGCAGUGGCACAAUCGCUGCCAGAGCUGAAAUCAAAAUUCCCAAAUGUUACCCAUAUAUCAGUGCGAGCGACGGGUCUUCAAUGGCUCGGUCAAUUACAUGCCUUAGCUGAGUUGAGAGGAUUAACGGGUCUAACGGUACUACCUGAAGGCAACCCCAUUAAUUCCAAAACUUGGCGCGAAUACGCAGUAUACAGGCUGGCUCAUUGGGGCUUAAAGGAGAUAAACGAAGAAUUGAUUACAGAUGAAGAAAUCAAAUCUGCUAAUCAAACAUUUAACGGUCUCAGUGAUAUAGUUCUCCGGGCGCUCCCUGAUGCACCGUUGCAGCCAUUAUUAUCGCGUCUAGGACGAAGCGGCAACAGCACUGUUAGUGCAAAAGCUUGGCUAAGAGCGGCAGAUCCUGCACUGCGGGACGUAAUAGCAAAAGAAGCUCUUCAAUUCAAAAAAGGACACGUGUCCCAAGAGGACAUGAGUUGGCGAGUCCGCGGACGUGGCCAGCUGUCACAUACAAUUCAACUGGCAUGCGGGGCCGCACAGCGUUUGCGAGUACUCGAACUACAAUGGCCAUCGAUAUUAGUGGAAAUGAUUGAAGAAAUAUUGAAAGAUUUCUCUGACAUGGAAACCCAUGUUAAAGAACAGAUGCGAAUGCUCAUAGACACUUUAUAA
Chilo suppressalis (striped riceborer) is the source of this 2868-nucleotide messenger RNA. Lineage: Eukaryota; Metazoa; Arthropoda; Insecta; Lepidoptera; Crambidae. The record is from the annotation of a GenBank genome assembly.